Molecule: messenger RNA, 903 nt
Organism: Hydractinia symbiolongicarpus
Lineage: Eukaryota; Metazoa; Cnidaria; Hydrozoa; Anthoathecata; Hydractiniidae
Product: salivary glue protein Sgs-3-like
Exons: 3
Coding region: 1-903 (300 amino acids)
Source: RefSeq, a predicted model, not a curated record
AUGCUCCUUCAAAAUAACUCUAAGGAAGUGGCAGUCAAGUUUUUACAAGAAUUCACUUUCUCAAAAAAUCGAUGGAGUUUACCAACUAUUGAGUGGAAAUCCAAUCCAAACCGGCAGUUAGGAGGAAAAAAAAUGACUGCAUCAGAUAUUCUUCAGUUGAAUCUAUAUUACGAAUGUAAAGGUUAUACGAAAACAAAGCGCUUAAUCACUACAACGACUACCACAAAGACAAUAACACCUCCAAAGACUACCACAACAACUACUUUACGUCCAACAACGACAACAACAACGACAACGACUACCACGACGACAACAACACGUCCAACGACUACCACGACGACAACUACACGUCCAACGACUACCACUACAACUGCUACACGUCCAACAACGACCACAACAACGACUACUCGUCCAACAACAACAAUCAAAGCAACAACAACACGCCUAGUAAUGACAACUAAAGCGAUAACUAGUCCAACGACUACGGAAACGACAACCAUAACGACAACUACACGUCCAACAACUAUUACAUCAACAACACUUAAAACCAAGACGGUACAGCCAACAACAACCGAAGCGACGCCAACUAAGGCGACGAUGACCAGAAACACGAUGAAACCAACAACAAAACCUUCAAAAGUAUGUGGAGAUGAAACCUACCUAUGUUCAAAAGCAUUUGUAAACCGAGCUAUCUGCGCCUUUGGACAGUUUUGCAGACGGUCGUGUGGAUUAUGUUCAGGUCCAAAAGAGAACAUGUGUGAUCUACUCGUUGAUGCAAUAAAUGUUGGUUGUGAAAGCAGCAUGAGAAAAGAACACUGUGUCUCGAAUGAUAAGACAGAAAGAAGAAGGAUGAAGCAAGAGUGUUCAAAAACAUGCUGCAUGCGUGGACAGUUUUACGAAUGA